Molecule: messenger RNA, 1671 nt
Organism: Aspergillus chevalieri
Lineage: Eukaryota; Fungi; Ascomycota; Eurotiomycetes; Eurotiales; Aspergillaceae
Gene: DBP2
Product: DEAD-box ATP-dependent RNA helicase DBP2
Exons: 6
Coding region: 1-1671 (556 amino acids)
Biological process (GO): rRNA processing
Cellular component (GO): ribonucleoprotein complex; nucleus; cytoplasm
Molecular function (GO): ATP binding; RNA binding; RNA helicase activity
Source: RefSeq, a predicted model, not a curated record
AUGUCGUACAGUGGCGGCUACCGUGGUGACUCCUACCGAAGCUAUAGGGGCGGUUACUCGAACGGCGGUUCGAACGGUUACUCUAACGGCGGCGGCAGUUACGGAGGUGGCUAUGGCGGAGGCUACGGAGGAGGUGGUGGUUACGGCGGUGGUGGAUACGGUGGAAGAGGCGGCGGCGGCGGUGCUGGUGGUGACCGCAUGUCCAACCUUGGCUCCGGCCUUAAGAAGCAAGAUUGGGACCUGGACACGCUCCCCAAGUUUGAAAAGGCUUUCUACAAGGAGCACCCCGACGUCACCAACCGCUCCCAGCAAGAAGUCGAUGACUUCCGCAAGAAGCACGAGAUGGCCGUCCAGGGCAGGAACAUUCCUCGCCCCGUUGAGACUUUCGAUGAGGCUGGCUUCCCUCAAUAUGUUUUGACCGAAGUCAAGGCUCAGGGAUUUGACCGCCCCACUUCUAUUCAGUCCCAAGGCUGGCCCAUGGCUCUCUCCGGUCGCGACGUUGUGGGUAUCGCUGAAACCGGUUCUGGAAAGACACUGAGUUACUGUCUUCCGGCUAUCGUUCACAUCAACGCUCAGCCUCUGCUUGCUCCCGGUGACGGUCCUAUUGUUCUUGUCCUUGCUCCCACCCGUGAACUUGCGGUUCAGAUUCAAGCCGAAAUCACCAAGUUCGGAAAAUCAUCGCGUAUCCGCAACACCUGUAUCUACGGUGGUGUUCCCAAAGGUCCUCAGAUCCGUGACUUGAGCCGUGGUGUUGAAGUUUGUAUUGCGACCCCCGGUCGUCUGAUCGACAUGCUGGAAGCCGGCCGAACCAACCUCCGCCGUGUCACAUACCUUGUCCUCGAUGAGGCUGAUCGCAUGCUGGACAUGGGUUUCGAGCCUCAGAUCCGCAAGAUCAUCUCCCAAAUCCGUCCCGACAGACAGACUUGCAUGUGGUCUGCUACUUGGCCCAAGGAGGUCCGCCAGCUUGCCUCGGACUUCCUGAACGACUACAUUCAGGUUAACGUCGGUUCGAUGGACCUUUCUGCUAACCACAGAAUUACUCAAAUCGUUGAGGUCGUUUCGGACUUUGAGAAGCGUGACAGAAUGGUUAAGCACCUUGAGAAGAUUAUGGAAACUCGCACCAACAAGGUCCUCCUCUUCACAGCAACCAAGCGUGUUGCAGACGAGAUUACUCGCUUCCUCCGUCAGGAUGGAUGGCCUGCACUCUCCAUUCACGGUGACAAGCAGCAGCAAGAAAGAGAUUGGGUUUUGAACGAGUUCAAGGCGGGCAAGAGCCCGAUCAUGGUGGCUACUGAUGUGGCUUCCCGUGGUAUUGAUGUUCGCGACAUCACUCAUGUCCUGAACUAUGACUAUCCCAACAACUCCGAAGACUACAUCCACCGUAUCGGUAGAACCGGUCGUGCUGGUGCCAAGGGAACUGCCAUUACCUUCUUCACCACUGACAACUCUAAGCAGGCUCGCGACUUGGUCAAAAUCCUUACUGAGGCUAAACAGCAGAUUGAUCCCCGUCUCGCUGAGAUGGUUCGCUACAGUGGCGGCGGCGGUGGCUAUGGCGGUGGUUACGGCGGCCGUUGGGGUGGCCGCGGUGGUGGUCGCGGCCGUGGUGGUGGCGGUCGUGGUGGUGGUUUCACUGCUUCCAACGCUGCGCCUCUUGGCAACCGUCGUUGGUAA